CGCAACGAUGAGAUACAUGUUGGGUAACACAUUCGCGAUCACCGCUUCGGCAACGAUCCUUAUUUUAGUUUUGUAUUAUGUAUUUACUGGCAAGGGAGAGCAGAUUAGCAUUGGAUGGUUCUUGACGAAUACUUCUCCAUAUAUGUGGUGCACAUUAGGUAUAGGUCUGUCGGUAGCUCUGUCUGUAGUAGGCGCGGCAUUAGGUAUCUAUACAACAGGAGUGUCUAUUGUUGGUGGUGGCGUGAAAGCUCCUAGAAUCAAGACAAAGAAUUUGAUUUCUGUGAUAUUUUGCGAGGCUGUAGCUGUCUAUGGCCUGAUCACUGCCAUUGUUCUAUCUGGAAUGCUCGAGAAAUUUGAUUAUGAGACAGUUUUCGACAACGAAGAACUCAGAUAUCAAAACUGGUUCUCUGGGUACUUAAUGUUCGGUGCUGGUUUAGCCGUUGGCCUCGUCAAUCUUUUCUGUGGCAUAACAGUCGGCAUCGUUGGCUCCGGCGCUGCUCUCGCCGACGCGGCCAACUCUGCCCUUUUCGUAAAGAUUCUUAUAGUCGAGAUCUUUGGUUCAGCUAUAGGCCUCUUUGGUUUAAUCGUUGGUAUUUAUAUGACAUCCGGAGUGAAGAUGGGCGAAAAAAUAUAA
Molecule: messenger RNA, 634 nt
Organism: Temnothorax curvispinosus
Lineage: Eukaryota; Metazoa; Arthropoda; Insecta; Hymenoptera; Formicidae
Product: V-type proton ATPase 21 kDa proteolipid subunit-like
Exons: 5
Coding region: 8-634 (208 amino acids)
Biological process (GO): proton transmembrane transport
Cellular component (GO): proton-transporting V-type ATPase, V0 domain
Molecular function (GO): proton-transporting ATPase activity, rotational mechanism
Source: RefSeq, a predicted model, not a curated record